AUGAGCAGUUCAGCACGUCUAAGGUCAAGGCAAAAUUUUCGUACUCCUGAGAAAUGCACAGAAUAUGCGAAGCAGAAGAAAAAGAAGUGGACACGAUUUUUAACAGUUCUUGGAUAUUUAUUUUUUGUAUUGCUACCUGCAACCACUCUUAGCAUCUAUUAUAUCUUUAUUUGGGAUCCUUUCUAUAUAUUACAGGUAAUUGUCCAUUCUCCAUGA
Molecule: messenger RNA, 216 nt
Organism: Dracunculus medinensis (Guinea worm)
Lineage: Eukaryota; Metazoa; Nematoda; Chromadorea; Rhabditida; Dracunculidae
Source: the annotation of a GenBank genome assembly